Cercocebus atys (sooty mangabey) is the source of this 3091-nucleotide messenger RNA. RefSeq names its product myeloid-associated differentiation marker (gene MYADM). The record is from RefSeq and is a predicted model, not a curated record. The transcript is spliced from 4 exons. Gene Ontology annotation, biological process: negative regulation of heterotypic cell-cell adhesion. Bases 170 to 1147 code for a protein of 325 amino acids. Lineage: Eukaryota; Metazoa; Chordata; Mammalia; Primates; Cercopithecidae. Gene Ontology annotation, cellular component: plasma membrane; cell-cell junction.
CGCCAACCCCACCCAGCCCUCAGACCCUUCCAGCUGCAGCUGUCGUCUUUGCUUCAGCCUCAGCCGCCACUGGUUGCCUGAGGUGCUCUUACAGCCUGUUCCAGGUGUGGCUUAAUCCGUUUCCACCACCAGAUCUUUCUCCGUGGGUUCCUCUGCUAAGACCGCUGCCAUGCCAGUGACGGUAACCCGCACCACCAUCACGACCACCACGACGUCGUCCUCGGGCCUGGGGUCCCCCACGAUCGUGGGGUCCCCUCGGGCCCUGACACAGCCCCUGGGUCUCCUUCGCCUGCUGCAGCUGGUGUCUACCUGCGUGGCCUUCUCACUGGUGGCUAGCGUUAGCGCCUGGACGGGGUCCAUGGGCAACUGGUCUAUGUUCACCUGGUGCUUCUGCUUCUCCGUGACCCUGAUCAUCCUCAUCGUGGAGCUGUGCGGGCUCCAGGCCCGCUUCCCCCUGUCUUGGCGCAACUUCCCCAUCACCUUCGCCUGCUACGCAGCCCUCUUCUCCCUCUUCUGCCUCUCUGCCUCCAUCAUCUACCCCACCACCUACGUCCAGUUCCUGUCCCACGGCCGUACCCGGGACCACGCCAUCGCCGCCACCUUCUUCUCCUGCAUCGCUUGUGUGGCUUAUGCCACCGAAGUGGCCUGGACCCGGGCCCGGCCCGGCGAGAUCACUGGCUACAUGGCCACCGUGCCCGGGCUGCUGAAGGUGCUGGAGACCUUCGUGGCCUGCAUCAUCUUCGCGUUCAUCAGUGACACCAACCUGUACCAGCACCAGCCAGCCCUGGAGUGGUGCGUGGCGGUGUACGCCAUCUGCUUCAUCCUAGCGGCCAUCGCCAUCCUGCUGAACCUGGGGGAGUGCACCAAUGUACUGCCCAUCCCCUUCCCCAGCUUCCUGUCGGGACUGGCCUUGCUGUCUGUCCUCCUCUAUGCCACUGCCCUUGUUCUCUGGCCCCUCUACCAGUUCGAUGAGAAGUAUGGCGGCCAGCCUCGGCGCUCAAGAGAUGUAAGCUGCAGCCGCAGCCAUGCCUACUAUGUGUGUGCCUGGGACCGCCGACUGGCUGUGGCCAUCUUGACAGCCAUCAACCUACUGGCGUAUGUGGCUGACCUGGUGCACUCUGCCCGCCUGGUUUUUGUUAAGGUCUAAGACUCUCCCAAGAGGCUCCCAUUCCCUCUCCAACCUCUUCGUUCUUCUUGCCGGAGUUUUCUUUAUGGAGUACUUCUUGCCUCUGCCUUUCCUAUGUUUUCCUCUUCCUGUCUCCCCUCCCACCUUUUUCUUUCCUUCCCAGUUCCUUGCACUCUAGUUCUUGGAUGCAUCUUCUUCCUUCCCUUUCCUCUUGCUGUUUCCUUCCUGUGGUGUUCUGUUGCCCACAUCCUGUUUUCACCCCUGAGCUGUUUUCUCUUUUUCUUUUCUUUUUUUUAAGACGGAGUCUCACUCUGUGGCCCAGGCUGGAGUGCAGUGGUUGAAUCUUGGCUCACUGCAACCCCCGCCUCCCGGGUUCAAGCAAUUCUCCUGCCUCAGCCUCCCAAGUAGCUGGGAGGACAGGUGUGAGCUGCCGCACCCAGCCUGUUUCUCUUUUUCCACUCUGUUUUUUUUUUUUAAUCUCUUUUCUGGGUUUCCUGUUGGCUUUCUUAACUGCUUGUUUCCCAACCACCUUCUCCUAUGUCCUUGGGAGCCCUGAGACUUCUUUCUCUUCCUGUCUCCACCCACCUCCAAAGGUGCUGAGCUCACACAUCCACACCCCUUGCAGCCGUCCAUGCCACAGCUCCCCAAGGGGCCCCAUUGCCAAAGCAUGCCUGCCCGCCCUCGCUGUGCCUUAGUCAGUGUGUACGUGUGUGUGUGUGUGUGUGUGUGUGUGUUUGGGGGCUGAGGGGUGGGUAGCUGGUGAUUGGGUCCCCUUUCUCCCAGUGGAGGAAGAUGUGCAGUGGACUUCCCCUUUAAGUUAAAAAUAUAUAUAUACACAUAUAUAUGUGUGUAUAUAUAUUUUAUAUAUAUAUAUAUUUAGAGGUCAGUAAUUUCCAAUGGGCAGGAGGCUUUAAGCACAGACCCUGGGUCCCUAGGCCCUGCCUGACACUCAGUCUUGCCAGAGAUCGGCUCCAGAAUUUUUGCCAGGCUUACAGAACACCCACUGCCUAGAGGCCGCCUUAAAGGAAGCAGGGGCUGGAUGCCUUUCAUCCCAACUAUUCUCUGUGGUAUCAAAAAAAAAAUUCAGGGCCGGGCGUGGUAGCUCACGUCUGUAAUCCCAGCACUUUGGGAGGCCAAGGCAGGCAAUCACCUGAGGUCAGGAGUUGGAGACCAGCCUGGCCAAUAUGGUGAAACCACGUCUCUGCUAAAAAUACAAAAAUUAGCCAGGCGUGGUGGCACGCACCUGUAAUCCCAGCUACUUGGGGGACCGAGACAGGAGAAUCCCUUCAAUCCGGGAGGUGGAGGUUGCCGUAAGUCUAAGAUGGCGCCACUGCGCUCCAGCCUGGGCGGCAGAGCCAGACUCCAUCUCAAAAAAAAAAAUAAAAAAAAAGGAGUCGGACAAAGAACCACAGGAUGUUGAAGACAACUGUCUGAAGUAUUUGUGAGGGACAGGGAUGUGGCCCUCUGUGUUAAAAAUAACGUGUCCUGCUUUGGCAAAGAGAAGAACACGGCCACUGCCCGCUUUCAAGGCAAGAUCAGCCUUUUUUGUUUUGUUUUGUUUUUCUUUCUUUUUCCUGGUCAUGAGGACGAAAAUUACUGAGUGGCCCUUAAAGAGGGAAGUUUCUUUUCAGCUGUUCUCUUUUGCCUGUAGGUGGGAGGGUGUGGAUUGCUGCCGUCCUAGCUAGAGGAAUGGCUUUGCUUGAAUGUGUAGCGCACACGCACGGGUGUUUCUGUGUGCUAGUUGCUUCUUGCUGCUGCUUCCUGCUUGUCUGGGACUCACAUGCAUAACGUGAGAGAUAUAUAUAUAAAAAUGUAUAAAUAUAUAUUUUAUUUUUUUUUAAUUCCCUGGAGCUUUUGGUUCCUAUCAGUUCCUGUUGUUAGUCAUAGAAGCCUUGUCCCUUCCCCCAUUCCCGUAUCCAUCAUGUUCUUUUUCCUUUAACUAUCAAUAUAAAGAUAAAAGAAGGA